This is a messenger RNA of Mucor velutinosus, 825 nucleotides long. RefSeq lists its product as uncharacterized. The transcript has 4 exons. The record is from RefSeq and is a predicted model, not a curated record. Lineage: Eukaryota; Fungi; Mucoromycota; Mucoromycetes; Mucorales; Mucoraceae. The coding region runs from base 1 to 825 and encodes 274 amino acids.
AUGCGUCUUAUUCCCUUAGUUUUAGCAACUUUUAUUGCAAUCGCACAUGCAGUCCCUCAAGCUCCUGGCAUCACAUCCACUGCAGCUCCAGCUCAAUCUACCAGCGUGCAAGCGCCUGCUGCUUCCACAACACAACCUCCAGCUGCUUCUUCAGGAUCAGUGCCAGCAUCAGGGAGUCAACAACCCAUUGCUACAGCUAUUCUUCCCGGUAAUAGCACAAAUAGCAACAGCACACAAUCAGCAGUGGCAAGCAAUGGCGGAGCAGCAAACAACACAUUGGCUGGCUUGCCUACAUCCGCAAGUUAUGGCAAUAGUGUCUAUCCUGGUGGUGCUUCAUUUGCCACGCCAACUGCUAGUAAAUCAGUUUCACCAUUAUACCGCAUCGAUCCCAAAGAAAAUGUCACAUUCGUCUGGUCAUUCACUGAUUUGCUUGUUCAACCUUCCAACUUGACUUUGGCUGCUGUUGCGCCUAAUAAGGUCACCUAUACCAUUACUGCCAUGCCUGGACUUGCUACUAGUGCUGUCUGGCAAAUCAAAGAUGUACCAACUGCUUCACCACUCAUGAUGGGUAUGUAUCAGAUCCAGCUGUAUGAUCAAAGAGGUGUCUCUGCUCCUGCCCAGCCUGGUUGGUUGGCUCCUUAUACCAGAUUGUCCAUUGCAUUCUAUUCUCCAGAAUCGUAUUCAGCCAUGUCAGGAUCUGAUUAUUGUCCUACUUGUUUCUACAAUGCUGGGAGAAGAAUUGCAGAGAGUUUUGGCCCCAUUGCCGUCGCUUUGAGUGUAGCUUCUGCUACAUCAGCCAUAAUCUUGUAUGGUCUAUUGUGGUAA